AUGACGCCCAAGAAGAUCAUGGAAGGCGUGUUUGCCGUCCAAAAACCUACGGGCAUCUCCUCAGCCCAGGCCCUGCGCGACCUGCAGCGCCAGUUCGACCCUUCCAAGUUGUUCGCACCGUGGUUGGAAGGGGAGAGAGAGAUUCGGAGCCGAGAAGCGGCUAACCAACGCAACCGACGGAAGAAGAAGCAUAUCCAGGUGAAGAUUGGCCACGGAGGAACCCUCGACCCUUUAGCGACGGGAGUCUUGAUUGCGGGGGUGGGCAAAGGAACAAAGUCACUGCAAGACUUCCUGAGUUGUACUAAGGUCUACGAGACUAUCGUCUUGUUCGGCACCAGCACAGAUACCUACGAUCGGGUAGGCAAAGUGCUGAAGCGAGCACCCUAUGCCCAUGUCACCAAGGAGCUAGUCGAGGAGGCCUUGGAGCAGUUCCGGGGAAAGUUCAUGCAAUUGCCUCCACUCUUCUCUGCAUUGAAGAUGAAUGGCAAGCCUCUGUACGAAUAUGCCAGAGAAGGGAAGGAGAUACCCAGAGAGAUUGAGAGGAGACCUGUUGAGGUCCUGAGUCUGGAGAUGCUCGAGUGGAUGGAGGGUGGAACCCAUGAGCAUGUUGCCCCCACCGACGAAGCUGGAUAUGCUGAGAUCAAUGUGGCCAACAAGCUCUGGCGGCAAGAGAAUGCUGUCCCAGGUAGCUUGAAGGAUAAGGGGGAAGGGGUGGAAUCUGGGCACCUGUCCCCUCAAAUCAAGACGGAAGAGGCAUCUGGAAAUGACGGUGAUGAUACAAGGCAGAAUAUGGUUGAUGAGAAGCAGCUCGUAACACCAACUCCCGACAACGAGACUUCAUCCAAGGGAGAAGCUCCUGAUGGGGAGAAGGAUGUUGUCAUGACGGAUGCUGCAGUUGCCGGACAUGGUAUCGACACUGAAGCACCAUCCAAGAUGGUGGUUGAGGAUGGUGGCCAGGCCGCCUUUGAGCAGAAGAAGAGAAAGCUGAGCGAAGACCAAGAUGGCCUCGUCCACGAGCGCCCCGCCUCCAAACGCCAGGCACCGCCCCCAUCCACAGCAGAAACCGCCAUGAUGUCCGGUGGCCUUUCAUCUUCCUCCAUAUCCACAUCCCCCUCCACCGACACCGCCAAGCCUAUAGCUUCCCAUCUCAAGGGACCUCCGGCUGUCAGGCUCCGCAUGACAGUCACUUCCGGCUUCUACGUGCGCUCUCUAUGUCACGAUCUAGGUGCAGCCGUCGGAUCGGCAGCUCUCAUGGCUGAGCUCGAGAGAACCAGACAAGGCGAUUUUGAGUUGGGGAAGAAUGUGGUCACGUGGGAGGACUUGGCUAAGGGAGAGGAGGUCUGGGGUCCGCAGGUAGAGAAGUACCUUGAUGAGUGGCAUAGCAAGUAUGGAAAGGACUUUUAG
Molecule: messenger RNA, 1404 nt
Organism: Drepanopeziza brunnea f. sp. 'multigermtubi' MB_m1
Lineage: Eukaryota; Fungi; Ascomycota; Leotiomycetes; Helotiales; Drepanopezizaceae
Biological process (GO): tRNA modification; mRNA pseudouridine synthesis
Cellular component (GO): mitochondrion
Molecular function (GO): pseudouridine synthase activity; RNA binding
Source: RefSeq, a predicted model, not a curated record